GUAAAAAUUCAGAGAGACACUUGGCGCUGCUGCUUCCGGCUUCACUGCGCUGUUCCUUCUCUCUAAUAUCUCGGGCUUCACUGUGCUGAAGAUGCAACAUGGAUGAUCCGUUUUUCGUCGUUAAAGCUGAGGUGCAGAAAGCAUUGCAGAGGGGGCAGGGCCUUUGUGAGAGAUGGGAGGAGCUUAUACAGGAAGAAGAACCUGUGAGCCGAGAUGAACUCGAAUGGAGCAAAAAUGAACUUCGCAACUGUUUACGGGCUAUCGAGUGGGACUUGGAGGAUCUACAGGAGACAAUCAGUAUUGUACAGUCGAACCCUGGUAAAUUCCGUCUGUGUGACAAUGAACUGCAGGAGAGAAGAGAGUUUGUGGAGCAAACACGCACUGCUGUACAGGAGAUGAAGCAGCAGCUCUCCAGUCCCUCUGCUGUUGCUCAGGCUGAGAAGAAGAACAGACAGGCUUUGUUGGACACGCAGCAGUAUGCAGGUUUGGAUUCUCACCUGGUAUCAGCAAAUUCGAGGUACAUUCAGGAUCAGCAGGAGCAGCAGCAGCUGAUAGUUCAGGAGCAGGAUGAGCAGUUGGAGCUGGUUUCUGGAAGUAUCCGUGUUCUGAAAGACAUGAGUGCCAGGAUUGGUGAUGAACUGGAUGAGCAGGCUGUUAUGCUGGGGGAGUUCAGUGAUGAGAUGGAGCAGUCAAGUUCCAGAAUGGAUUCCGUGCUCAGGAAACUGGAGAAAGUUUCACACAUGACCAGCAGUCGGAGACAGUGGUGCGCUAUAGGUGCUCUCCUCAUCAUCCUCAUCGUCAUCCUCAUCCUCUUCUUUACUGUGUGAGAUACAGAUCUGUCUUGCUGAGCAACAGGGAGACAGAGCGAAAGAGAGACAAAAGUGUCCUCCUCCACCCAGCAGACUGUCUCUUUCUCUCUCUCUCUCUCUCUCUCUCUCUCUCUCAUCUUUCUGUCUCUCUCUCUCUCUCUCUCUCAUCUUUCUGUCUCUCUCUCUCUCUCUCUCUCUCUCUCUCUCUCUCUCCCUCGCUCUCAUCUUCCUCUCUCUCUCUCUCUCUCUCUCUCUCUCUCUCUCUCUCUCUCUCUCUCUCUGCCUCCCUCUCUGUAUGCCUGUGUAUGAUUGAGAUAGUUUUUAGUGUUAAUAUUUUUACACUGCAGUGGUGAUGAAACCGAACAGUUACUGAACUAAGAGUUCUGAAUUAAACUUUUAUAUUAAAAUGGCAUUUAAAUCUUUUUUA
Tachysurus vachellii is the source of this 1236-nucleotide messenger RNA. Its product is annotated as syntaxin-6-like. The record is from RefSeq and is a predicted model, not a curated record. Gene Ontology annotation, biological process: Golgi vesicle transport. Lineage: Eukaryota; Metazoa; Chordata; Actinopteri; Siluriformes; Bagridae. Bases 99 to 827 code for a protein of 242 amino acids. The transcript has 8 exons. Gene Ontology annotation, cellular component: membrane.